AUGGACGACCAAGUGCAGAGGCUUGUUGAUAAAGUAUGGGCCAAAUUUCUCUCAAUCCCGCCAUCCUCGCGCUAUAUGGUCGCGAUCAGCGGAAUUCCAGGGUCAGGGAAAUCUUCCCUGGCGAAAAUCAUGACCGAACAGAUGAAUGUUCGAUAUGCGACAGAACACCCUGAUAAACCACCCAUCGCUACUUGGGUGGGCAUGGACGGAUUUCACCUCACGCGAGCCCAAUUGGCAGCGAUGCCGGAUCCUGUGUACGCCGUGGCCAGGCGUGGGGCAGCGUUCACCUUCGACCCCGUGAAAUUCACGAAGUUAGUCCGUGCAGUACGUGAAGAUAUCAGUCCAAGCUCGGCGAUCAUAUACGCGCCUAGUUUCGACCAUGCGAUUAAGGACCCCGUGGAAGACGACAUACCAAUCCCGGUGACGGCGAGAAUUGUAUUUUUCGAGGGGAAUUAUCUUAGUUUAAACAAGGAACCUUGGACUGAGGUGGCGGGGCUGAUGGAUGAGGUGUGGUUUGUGGAGGUGGACUUUGAGGUUGCGAGGCAGAGGCUAGUGAAAAGGCAUGUUGAGGCGGGCAUAGCGAAGAACGAAGAAGAGGCCGAUAAGAGAGCGGUGGAAAACGAUUUAGUCAACGGAAAAGAGAUCGUGGAGAAUAGGCUGGAAGUUUCGGAGAUCGUUGUGAGCCGGGAAGAUAUGGGGUGGAAAUGA
Molecule: messenger RNA, 708 nt
Organism: Coccidioides posadasii C735 delta SOWgp
Lineage: Eukaryota; Fungi; Ascomycota; Eurotiomycetes; Onygenales; Onygenaceae
Source: RefSeq, a predicted model, not a curated record